GCUGCGUUGUCUCUACUACUAUUUCAACACCGUUGCAUUCACUAAGCCAGCGCUGCGUGACCUUAUCCCGAGUGUUGCACUACAUAUUCAGCUCUUCAGUCUUGGCGCUACUUUCACAUACAUACGCUUUUUGACGUUGGUUCAGAUAGUGUGGUCAGAGGCCUUUUGGAGUGUAAUUGUGCCAGAUAAUCGCUUCUGGGAACAACAGCUAUACUAAACAGUCUUCAGACUCAACGCACGUCCUUCUGGUUGUUUCAUCGUAGCCGGAAACCCACUCUCUAAAUCGUUUCAAUGGCAUCAGCAUCUGGAAACCGCCCUCACGUGGGACCUACACAAGUUGUAGGACCUGACUACCGAUCUGAGAGCCAGCUACCGAUUGCUACUGUCUCAACUGCGGUGAAAUACGAGACUGUCACCACUUUGCCUCAAACUCCUCAGCUCAUUGCGCUGCUCACGAAAAUACGCGAUAAGAACACUGAACGUGCUGAUUUCAUCUUCUACUCGAAUCGGAUUAUUCGUCUGCUCGUCGAAGAGGGACUCAACCACCUCCCAGUUGUCGAACAUACUGUUACCACUCCCGUGGGUCGUAAUUAUGCUGGUCUCUUGUUUCAGGGAAAGAUUUGCGGUGUGUCCAUAAUGAGGGCCGGUGAGGCCAUGGAGCAGGGGCUGCGAGACUGCUGCCGGUCUGUAAGGAUUGGUAAGAUUCUGAUUCAGCGUGAUGAGGAGACUGCACAGCCCAAAUUAUUUUACGACAAACUGCCCGAGGACAUCGCCGACCGAUGGGUACUCCUACUCGACCCUAUGUUCGCCACAGGAGGCUCUGCCAUUAUGGCUGUUGAGGUCCUCAAGUCCCGAGGUGUCCCAGAGGAGCGAAUACUCUUUCUCAAUUUGAUUGCCAGCCCCGAGGGGAUCGCAAACUUUGCAACCAAGUUCCCGAGACUGAGAGUAGUUACUGCAUUUGUUGACCAGGUAUGUAUUCCGAUUUUGCUGAUAUCAUUUGACUAUCCACUAACGGGUUUACAGGGUCUUGAUUCAAAGAACUAUAUUGUGCCUGGACUAGGCGACUUUGGUGACAGAUUCUACACUAUGUAGGGAGCCCUUACCACACCAUCACAUGCGCAUGGGAGACACUAUAGUAUAGUUGCUGGGAAGAAUUCAUAUUGGUGAGCCUGAUACGUUUCAUUCCUAGCUCAUGCCAUACCAGCAAUCCAUAGAAUGGCCGG
Molecule: messenger RNA, 1223 nt
Organism: Xylaria bambusicola
Lineage: Eukaryota; Fungi; Ascomycota; Sordariomycetes; Xylariales; Xylariaceae
Product: uracil phosphoribosyltransferase-domain-containing protein
Exons: 4
Coding region: 292-1092 (266 amino acids)
Source: RefSeq, a predicted model, not a curated record